Molecule: messenger RNA, 1756 nt
Organism: Aedes aegypti (yellow fever mosquito)
Lineage: Eukaryota; Metazoa; Arthropoda; Insecta; Diptera; Culicidae
Product: probable cytochrome P450 304a1
Exons: 3
Coding region: 90-1643 (517 amino acids)
Molecular function (GO): heme binding; monooxygenase activity; oxidoreductase activity, acting on paired donors, with incorporation or reduction of molecular oxygen
Source: RefSeq, a predicted model, not a curated record
AGUCACUGCCGGACUUCCGUCGCAAUUUUUCCAUCGGAUUCGAAACUCCGAAAAUUCAAAGUAGUGUACCUUGUUUGUAAAUCCAAGUUAUGUUCGUGACGCCGACGAUCUUCUUGUGGCUGGUGACGAUCGGUUUGAUCGCGUAUCGUUGCCACCGGUUCUUGUUCGACAGACCGAAGAACUUCCCCGAUGGACCUCCGAAGUUUCCGUUGCUCGGCGGUUACGCCGUGAUGCUGUUGAUCAACUUCUAUCAUCUGCACAGGGCGGCCAACAAGCUGUGCGAGUACUACCGGACCAAAAUCUUGGGCAUCUAUCUGGGAAACUUCCCAACGGUGAUCGUGAAUGAUUUUGCCACCGUGAAGGAAGUGUUGAACCGGGUGGAGUUCGACGGCCGUCCGGAUCUGUUCAUAGCGCGGAUGCGCGAGAAGAACUUCCUGCUGCGGGGUAUUUUCUUCACGCAGGGCCCUGAUUGGAAGGAGCAGAGACGGUUUAUUCUUCGCUAUUUGCGCGAUUAUGGUUUUGGAAGGAGAUUUGACGAACUGGAAGCGGAAACCAACGCGGAGAUUCUGACGCUGGUGGAGAUGCUCCGGUAUGGGCCGAGGCAUGAGCACGAGACGGAGUUUAUGACGAAAGAUGGCUGUGCGAUGGUUCCGAAUGUGUUUUUCGCGUGCUUUGCCAAUGCGUUUUUGUAUGUGCUAACCGGUGAAAGGAUCAAUCGGGACGAGGCCGGGGCGUUGUUCGAAACCGGCAAGUACGCCAUGAUGUUCCAAAGAACCGGCGACGACUACGGGACCAUCUAUAGCCUGUUACCCUGGAUGCGCCACUUAUUCCCCAACCGAACCCGCUACCGGACGAUCCGCGAGGGAAGCCUCGGCGUGAACCGCUUCAUCGAGUCCAUCAUUCAGAAGCGACUGGAAACGCACGAGGAAGGCCACGUGCGCUGCUUCCUGGAUCUGUACUUCACCGAGAUGAAGAAAACGGUCCCACGAACCGAGGACAAUCGGUUCACCUUUCAACACGAUCAACUAGUUCUAGGCAUUGUGGACUUCUUCUUCCCGGCCAUUUCCGGCGCAACGACACAGAUUGCUUUACUCCUGGAGCGACUUCUCUGGCAUCCAGAGGUGGUCCAGAAGAUGCAAGCCGAGAUCGACGACGUCGUUGGACACGGUAGACUCCCGACGCUGGACGAUCGAAUCAACCUCCCCUACACGGAAGCAACCCUUCGCGAAGCAAUGCGCAUCGAUACGCUGGUACCGUCGGGAGUUGCCCACAUGGCCAUGAAGGACACGACCCUACGCGGGUACGACAUUCCAAAGGACACCAUUCUGGUCCUAGGGCUGGACUCGAUUCACAUGCAGAAGGACAUCUGGGGCGAUCCGGAGCGGUUCCGACCGGAACGAUUCCUAAACUACCGGGGAGAGCUUUCGCUCUCGAAGGACGUAUCGGUACCGUUCGGAGCCGGGAAACGACUUUGCGCCGGAGAAACCUUCGCCCGGAAUACGAUGUUUCUGAUCGUUUCGGCGCUGGUGCAGAACUUCAAUAUACGGCAGCGACUGGGCGAUAAGCUACCGGAUAUGGGGAAGCGAUCAACGGGGAUUAUUAUAUCGCCUGCGGAUUAUUGGGUCAAAUUUGAACCACGAUGAAGGUGCUGGUGAAUUUUGAGGUUAGAUUAAGAGUAGACUGUAAGUCUAGAAAUCAUUGAAUUUAUUAAUAAAGAAAUCAACAUAUUACGGUACUUGACAGAAUAUAGUACCCA